Epinephelus moara (kelp grouper) is the source of this 2477-nucleotide messenger RNA. RefSeq names its product adhesion G-protein coupled receptor F1-like. Gene Ontology annotation, molecular function: G protein-coupled receptor activity. Gene Ontology annotation, cellular component: membrane. Gene Ontology annotation, biological process: cell surface receptor signaling pathway; G protein-coupled receptor signaling pathway. The record is from RefSeq and is a predicted model, not a curated record. The transcript is spliced from 11 exons. Lineage: Eukaryota; Metazoa; Chordata; Actinopteri; Perciformes; Serranidae. Bases 48 to 2477 code for a protein of 809 amino acids.
AUGAUCAUCCACUCCUGACAACAGCCCAUUUUGGAAGCUGGAAGACAAUGAGAGUUGGGAUGGCGUUUCUAAAAGCACUGGGAUACAUGGUUGUUCUUCUAGUUAUACACUCCACUCUGAAGAACUGGGGAUACAGAGAAUCUCUGAAUGUAUUCUUUGAGGAACUAAUGGGUUCAACUCACACUCAAGCCAGAGUAAAAAGAAUGGCUUCCAUAAGUACCUCUGAUUAUGUACUCCAAGUUGUUAUCAACAUCUCUGAUGUGGAGCGUCUCCAAACAAUGUUGGGCCAACUCAGUUAUCCAUCACUAAUCAACAGCACUCCUGAGGUGCAAAUUACUGGCAUUAAUACCACCACAGAUCCGGUGGACAUUGAUUUAGUCCUGGACUUGCGCAUCCCAGUCUCCAGUGUGCCAUCAAAUUUCACUCAUCUAUUCAGAAAUUUCCCAUUGCCCUACAACAUCAGUCAAUCUUUGACAAUAAUAGAUUUAAACUUCACCACAUGGUGCUCUCCGAACUCCACUGGAGGACUGCAGUGUGAGUGUGAGGAGCAGUUUGCUUGGUCAUGUGACAAGUGUGACAUCUACGGUGCGUGCACUAAUGUCACCAGUCCGACCUGUAGCUGCAUCAAUGGACUUCCUUCAGAUGGAGGGUUCUGUGAACCAAUCACAAGUUUUCUCUGUAACGAUACCACAUUUGGUGUUGGUAAUAGAAGUGAUACGGCUAAAAUUCCCUGUGAAGAAGAAGAAGGGCAGGAAGACAAGGAGGGGGACAUCAUAGCAGAAUGUUUGCAAAAUGGUUCAUGGGGGAAUAAGCAAAAAAACUGCAUCCUACGACAGGUUCAGGAGCUGCUUGAGCAGUCUCAGUUCUUGAAUAGCAAUUUAUUACCAGUAUUCUUGGACCAACUCAGCAAUGUCACUGUCAAUUUCACCGAGGAAGUGGUUGCAUCUCCUUUAGACAUCAGUGCCAUUGUUGAUAUACUCAACAAUGUCGCCAACGCAUCACUUACUAUCCCAAUAAAUAAAGAUUUAAUGAAGGAUGUCCUUUUAACUGUAGGUAUCCUCACCUCAAAUGAAUCAAGGGAGUCAUGGAACUCUCUAAACGCCAAUGACACCAGAAACAUCUCAGAAAAAAGCAGCCCCACAGCCAGAAGCGUCAGCUCAACAUUAUUGCAGUCUGUUGAGAACAUAACAAAGGCCCUUACCAAUGACUCCUUUAAUAUUGACACGCCUUUUAUUCUCUUAAACAAAACCACAUUCACAAACACUUUUAAUGCUGAUAUUGAAAUCUUGGAUUCAGCCGUGGAGACAGACAUACCAGAGUCUGAUGGAGAGAAUAAGUCCAUCACUGUGAUAACAUUUGCAUCAAUGGAAAAUGUACUCCCUGCAAGAGAUGAAAACAAUUCAACCUCUAACUUCAUCAAUGGGAGAGUUGUACUUGUUUACUCUGAUGGAACUGUCAAUAAUGUUUCAUUCACUUUUGAUAUUUUAAACGAUACUUUGAAGAAACCUCAGUGUGUUUUUUGGAACUUCAGCCUCUUUGAUGGUCUCGGGGGAUGGGACGACGAGGGCUGCGAGCUGGUAGACGACAACAAUACUGUCACCUGCAACUGCAACCACCUGACCUCGUUCUCUAUGCUCAUGUCACCCUUCAGUCCAAAUGACCUUGUGUUGGAAUUUAUUACCUACAUUGGAGUUGGAAUAUCCAUGGCUUCCUUGGUUAUAUGCCUCAUAAUUGAAGCUGUCAUAUGGAGAAAAAUAAGAAAGAACAACACCUCUUACUUACGCCAUGUUUCCAUCGUUAACAUCGCCGUGUCUCUCCUGAUUGCAAACAUUUGGUUUAUUAUUGGAGCAGCCAUUUCAGAAGCAGAAAAGAAAGACCGAUCAGCAUGCAGUGCGGCCACAUUUUUCAUCCAUUUGUUCUACCUAGCCCUGUUCUUCUGGAUGUUUGCCUCAGCUCUGCUGUUGCUCUACCGCACAGUCAGUGUCUUCGAAGGGUUGUCCAAAAAUUCUAUGUUGGCAAUUGGUUUCUCUCUCGGCUACGGGGCACCCCUCAUCAUUGCAAUUAUAACUAUAGCUGUAACUGCACCCAACAAAGAGUACAUCCGUGAAACUUCAACCCAGUUGAGUUGCUGGCUCAACUUCAAUGAUUCCAAAGCUCUACUGGCCUUUGUGAUCCCUGCACUGUUAAUAGUGGCGAUAAACCUUAUAAUACUAUGUGUGGUGAUUUACAAAAUGUUGAGGAGAAGGGCUGUGGGAGACGCUGCACAAGCAGCUGAGAGGAACGUUCUGGUGGUCAUUAUCAGGAGUUUGGCUGUCCUUACACCAUUUUUUGGAUUAACUUGGGGUCUGGGAGUCGGAACUAUGACCAACCCACACAACAAAGGAAUCCAUGGUUCAUUUGCAUUCUUCAAUUCACUGCAGGGAUUCUUCAUUUUGGUGUUUGGAACGCUGUUGGACAAAAAGGAGUUACCUGGUUAA